GUCAGUGAAGGGACACGGCCGGUGGUUACCGGGAGCUGCGGACACGGAGACAGGGAGCCCAGGAGCCGCCGGUGAUUCCUUGUCACACCUCCACGUCAUAAUGUCUCAGCGAUUGGGACAAGAAGACCCCGAGCGAUACCUUUUUGUGGAUCGUGAUGUGGUUUACAAUCCAGCCACGCAGGCCGACUGGACGGCCAAGAAGCUGGUGUGGGUCCCGUCGGAGAGGCACGGGUUUGAAGCGGCCAGCAUAAAGGAGGAGAGAGGGGACGAGGUUGUGGUGGAACUAGCUGAGAAUGGCAAGAAAGCCAUGGUGAACAAAGAUGACAUCCAGAAGAUGAACCCACCCAAGUUCUCCAAAGUCGAGGACAUGGCAGAGCUGACCUGCCUGAACGAGGCCUCUGUGCUCCACAACCUAAAGGACCGAUACUACUCGGGGCUCAUCUACACAUACUCUGGGCUGUUCUGCGUUGUCAUCAACCCCUACAAGAACCUCCCCAUCUAUUCGGAGAACAUCAUCGAGAUGUACCGCGGAAAGAAGCGCCACGAAAUGCCGCCGCACAUCUACGCCAUAUCGGAAUCCGCGUACCGCUGCAUGCUGCAAGAUCGUGAGGACCAAUCCAUUCUUUGCACAGGUGAAUCGGGAGCAGGCAAGACCGAAAACACCAAGAAAGUCAUUCAGUAUUUGGCUCACGUGGCUUCUUCUCACAAAGGAAAAAAGGACCACACCAUUCCUACGGAAUCUCCUAAGAUUGUCAAACAUCAGAGUGGAUCCUUGUUGUAUGGAGAGCUGGAAAGACAGCUGCUCCAAGCCAACCCCAUCCUGGAGUCUUUUGGAAAUGCCAAGACUGUGAAGAACGACAAUUCUUCUCGUUUCGGGAAAUUCAUCAGAAUUAACUUUGACGUAACUGGUUACAUAGUAGGGGCCAACAUAGAGACCUAUCUCCUUGAAAAGUCCCGGGCAAUACGACAAGCCAAGGAUGAGAGGACCUUUCAUAUCUUUUACCAGCUGUUAGCUGGAGCAGGGGAACAUCUGAAAUGCGCAGAGCAAGCCAGUGAACUGGCCGAUCUGCUGCUGGAAGGCUUCAGCAACUACAAGUUCAUAUCCAACGGAUAUGUCCCCAUUCCGGGGCAACAGGACAAGGAUAACUUCCAAGAGACCAUGGAGGCCAUGCAUAUCAUGGGUUUCUCUCACGAGGAGAUAUUGUCCAUGCUCAAGGUGGUCUCUUCGGUCCUGCAGUUCGGGAACAUUGUUUUCAAAAAAGAGAGGAACACCGACCAAGCGUCUAUGCCAGAAAACACAACCGCACAGAAGCUCUGCCACCUGCUGGGUCUGAACGUCAUGGAGUUUACCCGAGCCAUCCUCACCCCACGCAUCAAGGUUGGCAGGGAUUACGUGCAGAAGGCGCAGACAAAGGAACAGGCAGACUUUGCGGUGGAAGCUCUGGCUAAAGCCACGUACGAAAGACUCUUCCGCUGGCUGGUCCAUCGGAUUAAUAAGGCGCUGGACAGAACGAAACGCCAAGGAGCUUCCUUUAUCGGCAUCCUGGACAUCGCUGGCUUUGAGAUUUUCGAGCUGAACUCAUUCGAGCAGCUCUGCAUCAACUACACAAACGAGAAGCUCCAGCAGCUCUUCAACCACACCAUGUUCAUCCUGGAGCAGGAGGAGUACCAGCGGGAGGGAAUCGAGUGGAACUUCAUCGACUUUGGCUUGGACCUUCAGCCCUGCAUCGACCUCAUCGAGAGGCCGGCCAAUCCACCCGGGGUCCUGGCGCUGCUGGACGAAGAGUGCUGGUUUCCCAAAGCCACGGACAAAACCUUUGUGGAUAAACUGGUGCAGGAGCAGGGUACCCACUCCAAAUUUCAGAAGCCAAGGCAGCUGAAAGACAAGGCCGAUUUCUGCAUCAUCCAUUAUGCCGGCAGGGUGGAUUACAAAGCUGACGAAUGGCUCAUGAAGAAUAUGGAUCCUCUGAAUGACAACGUUGCCACCCUCCUUCACCAGUCAUCCGACAAGUUUGUUGCGGAGCUCUGGAAAGAUGUCGAUCGCAUUGUGGGUUUGGAUCAGGUGGCAGGUAUGGCAGAGACGGCUUUCGGCUCCUCAUACAAGACCAAGAAGGGCAUGUUCCGCACCGUGGGGCAGCUUUACAAAGAGUCUCUCACCAAACUGAUGGCCACUUUGCGCAACACCAACCCGAAUUUCGUGCGCUGCAUCAUCCCGAACCACGAGAAGAGGGCUGGAAAGCUGGACCCUCACUUGGUGUUAGACCAGCUGAGGUGUAACGGUGUCUUGGAAGGUAUCCGGAUCUGCCGGCAGGGCUUCCCCAACCGCAUUGUCUUUCAAGAGUUCCGGCAGAGGUAUGAGAUUCUCACCCCCAAUGCUAUUCCUAAAGGUUUUAUGGAUGGGAAACAGGCCUGCGAACGCAUGAUCAGAGCUCUGGAGCUUGAUCCUAAUUUGUACCGGAUCGGCCAGAGUAAGAUAUUCUUCCGUGCCGGUGUUCUGGCGCAUCUGGAGGAAGAGCGGGAUCUGAAGAUAACAGACGUCAUCAUCUUCUUCCAAGCCAUCUGCAGAGGUUACCUGGCGAGAAAGGCUUUUGCAAAGAAACAGCAGCAGCUGAGUGCCCUUAAAGUCCUGCAAAGGAACUGCGCUGCCUACCUAAAACUGCGCCACUGGCAGUGGUGGCGUCUCUUCACCAAGGUAAAGCCUCUCCUCCAAGUGACCCGACAGGAAGAAGAACUGCUGGCCAAAGACGAGGAGCUGCUGAAGGUGAAGGAGAAGCAGUCCAAGGUGGAGGGAGAACUUGUGGAGAUGGAGAGAAAACACCAGCAACUGGUGGAGGAAAAGAAUAUUCUUGCCGAGCAGCUGCAAGCGGAGACGGAGCUGUUUGCUGAGGCCGAGGAAAUGAGAGCCCGACUAGCUGGUAAAAAGCAAGAGCUGGAGGAGAUCCUCAGAGACCUGGAGAUACGAAUGGAGGAGGAAGAGGAGAGGAACCAAGUCUUGCAGAAUGAAAAGAAAAAGAUGCAGACCCACAUCCAGGAUUUGGAGGAACAACUAGAUGAGGAGGAGGCUGCCCGGCAGAAGCUGCAGUUGGAGAAGGUGACAGCAGAAGCUAAAAUAAAGAAGAUGGAAGAAGACAUUCUUCUGCUGGAGGACCAGAACUCAAAGUUCCUUAAGGAGAAGAAACUGACGGAGGAACGCAUCGCGGAGUGCACUUCCCAGCUGGCCGAGGAGGAGGAGAAAGCUAAGAACCUGGCUAAACUGAAAAACAAGCAGGAGGUGAUGAUUGCUGAUCUGGAAGAGAGACUUAAAAAAGAAGAGAAGACUCGUCAGGAGCUGGAGAAGGCCAAGAGGAAGCUGGACGGGGAGACCACAGAUCUCAGUGACCAAAUAGCAGAGCUGCAGGCGCAGAUUGAGGAGCUGAAGCUGCAGCUAGCCAAAAAAGAAGAGGAACUGCAGGCCGCACUAGCCAGAGGAGAUGACGAGGUCGUACAGAAGAAUAAUGUUCUAAAGAUAGUGCGGGAGUUGCAGGCUCAGAUUGCUGAGCUUCAGGAAGACCUGGAGUCCGAAAAGGCAUCACGGAACAAAGCAGAAAAACAGAAGAGGGACCUCAGCGAGGAACUCGAGGCACUAAAGACUGAGCUGGAGGAUACGCUGGACACCACUGCAGCCCAGCAGGAACUGAGGACCAAGAGGGAACAGGAAGUGGCUGAACUGAAGAAAAACAUUGAAGAAGAAACCAAGAACCAUGAAGCACAAAUUCAGGAGAUGAGGCAGCGGCAGGCAACAGCCCUAGAGGAGCUGUCCGAGCAGCUGGAGCAAGCCAAGCGGUUUAAAGUAAACCUGGAAAAGAACAAGCAGAGCUUGGAAUCCGACAACAAGGAGCUGUCUGUGGAGGUGAAAGGUCUGCAGCAGCAAAAGGCUGAAUCGGAGUACAAGAGGAAGAAGCUGGAGGGACAGGUGCAGGAGCUCCACACCAAAGUGUCAGAGGGAGAACGACUACGAGCAGAAAUGCUGGAGAAGAGCAGCAAACUGCAGAAUGAGCUUGACAACGUCUCCGGUCUUCUGGAAGAAGCUGAGAAAAAAGGGAUCAAACUGGUCAAAGAUGUAGCCAGCUUGGAAUCACAGCUGCAAGACACCCAGGAGCUGCUCCAGGAAGAGACGCGACAGAAGCUCAACCUGAGCAGUCGAAUCCGUCAGCUUGAGGAAGAGAAGAACAACCUACAGGAGCAGCAGGAGGAAGAGGAGGAAGCCAGGAAAGGCCUGGAGAAGCAGAUCCUCACCCUCCAGGCACAGCUGGCAGAGGCCAAGAAGAAGGUGGACGAUGACGUAGGAACCAUUGAAAACCUAGAGGAAGUCAAAAAGAAGCUGCUGAAAGACAUGGAAGGCAUGGCCCAAAGGCUUGAGGAGAAGGGUCUGGCCCACGAGAAGCUGGAGAAGACCAAAAACAGGCUACAGCAGGAGCUGGAUGACUUGAUAGUAGAUCUGGAUCAUCAGAGGCAGAUUGUGUCCAACCUUGAGAAGAAGCAGAAAAAGUUUGAUCAACUUUUGGCCGAAGAGAAGAAUAUUUCUGCUCGUUAUGCUGAAGAACGUGACCGAGCUGAAGCGGAUGCUCGGGAGAAGGAGACUAAAGCCUUGUCGUUGGCUCGGGCCUUGGAUGAAGCUCUUGAAUCCAGGGAUGAGUUUGAGAGGCUGAACAAGCAGCUUCGAACUGAGAUGGAGGAUCUAAUGAGCUCCAAGGAUGAUGUUGGAAAGAGUGUGCACGAGCUGGAAAAGUCAAAGCGAGCGCUGGAGCAGCAGGUGGAGGAGAUGAGGACACAGCUGGAAGAGCUAGAGGAUGAGCUACAAGGCACAGAGGACGCCAAGUUGCGCCUGGAAGUUAAUAUGCAGGCCAUGAAGGCGCAGUUUGACCGCGACCUACAGGCGCGCGACGAGCAGAACGAAGAGAAGAAACGUCUGCUGGUUAAGCAGGUGAGAGAACUGGAAGCCGAGCUAGAGGAUGAGCGCAAGCAGCGGGCACUGGCGGUGGCCUCCAAGAAGAAGCUGGAAAUGGAUUUGAAGGAUCUGGAGUCCCAGAUUGAGGCUGCAAACAAGGGAAGGGAGGAUGCUAUCAAACAGCUGCGCAAGUUACAGGCCCAAAUGAAAGAUUAUCAGCGGGAGCUUGAGGAGGCCCGGGCAUCACGGGAUGACAUCUUCGCUCAAUCCAAGGAGAAUGAGAAGAAACUGAAGAGCCUAGAGGCAGAAAUACUCCAGCUGCAAGAGGAACUUGCUGCCUCUGAACGCGCUCGGCGUCAUGCAGAACAAGAGAGAGAUGAACUUGCUGACGAGAUCUCAAACAGUACAUCAGGAAAGUCUGCCCUCCUGGACGAAAAGAGACGCUUGGAAGCCAGAAUUGCCCAACUGGAAGAAGAGCUUGAGGAAGAGCAAAGCAACAUGGAACUUCUCAAUGACCGAUUCCGCAAGACCACCUUACAGGUGGACUCAUUGAAUUCCGAGUUGGCCGCAGAACGUAGUUCUGCCCAAAAGAGUGAGAACGCACGGCAGCAGCUGGAGAGGCAGAACAAGGAGCUGAAAGCCAAACUGCAAGAGCUAGAGGGCUCUGUCAAAUCAAAGUUUAAAGCCACUAUUGCCACCUUGGAGUCAAAGAUCGCUCAGCUGGAGGAGCAGCUGGAGCAAGAAGCCAAGGAACGAGCCGCCUCCAACAAACUGGUGCGUCGGACGGAGAAGAAGCUGAAGGAGGUUUUCAUGCAGGUGGAGGACGAACGCCGACACGCCGACCAGUACAAGGAGCAGAUGGAGAAAGCCAACACGAGAAUGAAACAGCUCAAAAGGCAGCUGGAAGAAGCAGAAGAGGAAGCUACCCGCGCCAACGCUUCCCGGCGCAAGCUGCAGCGCGAGCUCGAUGAUGCAUCCGAAGCCAACGAGGUUCUUGUACGUGAGGUGUCCACGCUGAAGAACAGGCUGAGGAGAGGAGGCCCCAUCUCCUUCUCUUCCACCUCCUCCAGCCGCUCCGGCCGCCGGCAGCUCCAGCUAGAAGGGGCUUCUCUGGACCUGUCAGACGACGAGCUGGAGAGUAAACCCACCGAGGUGAACGAGGCUCCCGCACCGGCCCCAGCCGAGUGAGCUCACAGCCCUGCAUUCCUUUACCCC
Molecule: messenger RNA, 6142 nt
Organism: Spea bombifrons (plains spadefoot toad)
Lineage: Eukaryota; Metazoa; Chordata; Amphibia; Anura; Pelobatidae
Gene: MYH10
Product: myosin heavy chain 10
Exons: 44
Coding region: 101-6115 (2004 amino acids)
Cellular component (GO): myosin complex
Molecular function (GO): ATP binding; actin filament binding; cytoskeletal motor activity
Source: RefSeq, a predicted model, not a curated record